UUUUAAACCACUGUAAUUUUUAUAUUCUUGGCAUAGAAAAUAAUAAAAUUCAAUCACAAUUAAUUGGUUAAUUAAACAAGAAAACAUAAUACGAACAAAACGAAUGAAUCUUUCUUUAUUUUACUUGCAUCCGCUAAACUUGGUAGAAAUGAUGGCUUGCAAGAGCAAUUUAUAGCAGUAAUUAUCACAAAUAACAUCUAGAAGACCGAACAAGAAAAUAUAAUUGAACAAAAAAUAUUUUUCCUGAAAUGCAUUGGAAAACAAUUCAUAUAUAGUUUUGAAGGUACAACUGUUCAAACUUCAUAUUUAUAUGUCUGAAGUUGUAACUUCACCCCAAAUUUUCAACUCUAAUGUGUGACCACACACACACACAUACACAUAUACAUAUGUGUGUGUGUGGUGGGGUGGGGGGUGGGGGCUGUUGUUGGUUGUAUGUACUAUGUAGGUAUAUCAGGGCAGAAACUUUUGAUGUGUGGUAUACCCUAUUGUUACAUGUAAGGCUACAAUUAUAUAUAUAAAAUCCAUAUAAUUGGGAUGACCUGGUUUCAACAAAAAUAAAAUAAAAAUUUAUACCUUAAGAUGAUUUGGUUAUGCAAUUUGAAAUACAGUUUUCUGCUGAGACAACAAAAAGGAAUUUGGUGAAUUCCAAUUUUUGAAAAACUUUCUUUUGAUCCAUCUACUUAUGAAAACCUUUAAACUACUUAAUUAUUCGCUAUUGUAAUAUUACUCUACAACUAAGAUUAAUCUAGUUCUAAAAUCAUAUAUUACUAUAAUUAUAACAUCAAUUCUGUAAAAGAAUCAAAAACACAAGUUUAAUAUACUAAAUAUGCUUUGUAAAGUAUCAUAAUGAGCAAACUUAGAAUUUAAUUAAUUGAAGGAUCAAAGUAAAUUAUCCUUUUAAUUUUGUUGGUAAGAAACUAAAUUUUCAUAGGAAUAUAUAAUCUCAAAAUUCACGUAUGGAAUUUUUGACCCAUGUUUUCUGUUUAAUUGUUUUUUCUACAGUUGCACCGAAAAUACAUUUAUCCAUAAAAUUUUCAAAUAUCAUUUUUCGUUCUACAAAUAAAAUUACGUUAUUUUAUUUUAAAAUACUCAUAAUUUUUAUGGUCAAACGCCAAGUCUUUGGAAAAACAUUUUUAAAUAUAGUAAAAACAGCAUCUUGUAGGGGGAGGAGGGAUGAAUUGAAAAAUCAGCAAUACCGCGUUUUAUAAAACUAAAAACUUGGCAGACUAGGAGCUUUCUAGGUAGCUUCAUCGCAACCUUUUUCUUUCCUAUAAAUAUGUAUACAAAAAAUCAGUUCCUUACCAUCAUAUCUUAUUCUAUCUGAAUCUUUUAAGUGUCAGAUCACAGUGAUCUUUCCUAGUAUUUUAUAAUAAAUCCAGAAGAAAAAGAAAAUGUACUGAUCAAAGGCGAAGAUGAUGGAGAUGGAUCAUGAAGAUAAUGGAUCAGACAUUGAAGCUCAGCGAAGUUCCCCGCUGUUGAUGAAUGGAGAAUUGGGUAAAUCUAGUUUGAUCAUGAGGAAGUCGGCGCUCAUUUUCAAAUCUACUUACAAGUUCAUUGAAGCUGGAGCAAGAAUAGCAUCUCUUUCACGAGUCUCAUCAUCUUCCUCAUCCUCCACCACAACCUUUUAUACUCCUCUUCCCAGCUUUAAUCUUAAACAUGGAGACGCGGAAGGUGGUGGAGAUGAAUUCCAGAUUGUUGAAACUGUGGCUGAUGUUUAUACUGUACAAUCAAACAAUGAGAUUGAGCUUCAGCCUCAUGAUCUGAGUACUCAUCAACAAUGCUUACAAAUUAGUGAAGAGAAUGUGAAGUUGGAUUCACUUCACAAUUUUGAAGGAGUGAAGGGGAGUACUGUUGACAAGGGAAUUCAAGUUGGAGAAAUUUCUAGCUGCGACUUGUCUCAUCACAGGCUGAUCUUCGCAGGAUAUGGCCAAUUCAUGAUCCGAAAGUUAGUAUGCAAGGAACCAACUAUUUUCCUCCUUGCAGUUGCAGCAAUAUUGUCGUUUGUCUUUGGAAUCAAAGAAGAAGGUGUGCAGAAUGGUUGGUUUGAAGGAGCACUUCUGGUCGUGAUUAUAUUUGUGAUUGUUUUGUUUAGGUUUGCACGAAAUUGGUACAAAAGAUAUCUUUGGAAGAAGCAAAAAGAUCAAAAAGCAAGGAUGAAUUUACCCCCCUUGAUUUCUGAUAACGACUCCAGUUUUUGUGCCUACUUUGACAAGUUGAACAAUUACAUACAUAUCAGUGGGUUGUUGAUUGGCAUUUUGAUCACUGUGGUGCUGUUUAUUCGCUUUAAAUUGGGCCAUAAAGAUGACGAGAGUGGAUACAGAUUAGAAACCAAGGAAGAACCAGCUGAAAUUGCACAGAUAAUGAAUGCCGUGAAAAAGGUUUUAACAGAAUCAAAGGGAACAGUAAGAGUUUUGAUAACCUCACUUGGUGUCGCACUGGUAGGGAUGACUGAAGGAUUACCAUUUCUUAUUUCAGUUGCAAUGGCAUAUUGGUAUCCGAAUUUUGAUGUUAACAUGGAAUCAGUCAGCACCUUCUGUAUAGAAAAUGUUGGCUGGUCGAAAGAGCAAAAAUUGAAAGUUACUAAGUUUCUUCUCGACAGAAAAGAUGUUACCAGGAUACCACCAGAUGUCUGCAGUGUUCUCUCUGAUGGGAUUGGCGUCUCCACUAUGACUUCUCAAACAACCGACCAAAGAAUGGAAGAACCAAUACUUUGCUGGGCAGAAAAGAACAUGGGUAUGCAGAGAGACACUUUGCGUCAGCAGGUCAUCAUUGUGAAGGACAAAGAUAGUGAGAAGAAUCCUUUUGAAGGACCUUGUGGAGUUGUCAUAGAGAAAAAUGGAGAUAACGGGAAGGAGUACUAUUCACACUUCAAAGGACGGGCUGAUUCAAUAUUGUCAAUGUGUUCAAGUUACUAUGACAUGAAGGGUGAUGUGAAGGAUUUGGAUGACGAAACAAAGAGUGAAUUUGCUCAAGCUAACAACAACAAUGUGAACGUAGUUGCAUUUGCCUGCAAACAUACUCAGGUUGUUGAAUUUGAUGAAAAUGGCCUAACAUUCAUCGGUAUGUUUGUCUUAGAAGAUAAUUUCAAUCUAGACAACAUGAGACAAGGAAUUGAGAUUCUAAAAGAAGGCGGAGUGAAGAUGAUAUUUACCUCGGAAGAAGAUGUUGAAGUGCUUCGUACCAUUGGUGAUGAAACAGGAUUGCUCAACUCACAUGAUGCUCUAGUACUUAAGGGCGAAGAUGCUACAAAGGAAAAUGUUGAUAAGGUUUGCAUUAUGGGGAACUCCUCUCCUGCACACAAGCUUCUUUUAAUAGAGCAGUUGAAGAAAAGAGGAGAAGUGGUGGCUGUGGUAGGAGAACAAGCAGCUGAAAGUAAUAUGGUUCUUGAAGCAGCUCAUUUUGGCCUGCCUGUGGUGACUAACUGGCCUGAAACUAUAACUUAUGUGAUUAACAGCAUCAAGGGAGGAAGAAUUGUUUGUGAGAAUCUGAGGCAGUUCAUCCAAGUUGAGGUAAUCUUGGCAAUCAGUAGCUUAUCAAUAAACUUCAUACUGGUUAUAUUAGACGGAGAUGCCCCGUUAACAAUAUUUCAGUUGGUAUGGGUUAACCUUCUUGUUACAUUUAUUGGAGGGCCAGCUUUGCUAAUUACUCUACUAAGGGAUGAGCUUUCUAUCAGACCAAGAAAACCGCCAAUUACCAAAGCUAUGUGGAGAAACAUACUUUUUCAAGCUUCUUAUCAGACUGGCAUUUUUGUAUUCCUUCAACACAAAGGAAGUGCAAUACUGGGCAUCACUCCAAAAGUUAACAGAUCUAUAGUCUUUAACGGGUUCGCUCUGUGCCAGCUUUUUAACAUAUUCAGUGCAAGGGAUAUGGAGCAGAAGAAUUUUUUCAAAGGUUUUGGUCAAAAUUACUUGUUUUGGGCAUUGUCUGUGCUGUAUCUUGUGUUGCAGUUUGGAUUCAUUGAAGUAGAGGCUGUCUUUGUCUUUACCAACACGGCACGACUGAAUUGGAAGCAAUGGGUUGAAUCCAUUUUAAUUGGAGCUGUUACAUGGUUGGUUGAUGUGAUAGUAAAAUGGGCAUCACAAUACAUAAAGAUAGACAAAUAUUGUGAUUGUGGAGGUCUUUACCUAGCUAGAAACUGGUUACAGUAUUGGUUUAUCAGGAUCAAUUGCUGUUACUGUGGACAAAGGAGUACACCAAAUCCAACUCUUGCUUCCUUGGAUUAUUCGAGAUCCACUAGCGGAAAGGUAAUUCAAAAAACUUAUCCAUACUGCCUAAUUACAGUACAGUUCACACAAAAGUCUUCCCUAAAAUUUUGGAUUCAAGUUGUAGUUGUUGUUCUUUUGCAGGGCUGGAUAACAAAUAUCACACGUCGUGUUAAACCAACCAAGCAUAGAGCUAAUACUUGUUGCAGUCGCUUCAAUUUUUAGUAGAUAGUUUCCUCUGUUCUCUAUACAGUUGGAGCAACACUAAAAUUGUCUCGAUGUGACCCGUAGCUUAUGGGUUAGUUUAGUAAUGAAAUCAGCUGAACCGUAGAUUAUGGGUUAGAGCAGUACUAAAAUCAGCCUUUGAUGCCUUGUCUCAGGGUACACACCCUUGAAGGGUGUCCUCUUUAGUUAGUUUAUGUUAAUUAAUUUCAUCAAGUUUUUCGGUUCUUGUUGUUGUUCUUCUUUUCACUUUUAACUAAAUUCAAGAAUGCAAACUUAUAUAGAAAACAAGUUUAUGGAUUUCAAAUA
Molecule: messenger RNA, 4733 nt
Organism: Solanum pennellii
Lineage: Eukaryota; Viridiplantae; Streptophyta; Magnoliopsida; Solanales; Solanaceae
Product: calcium-transporting ATPase 12, plasma membrane-type-like
Exons: 2
Coding region: 1413-4427 (1004 amino acids)
Cellular component (GO): intracellular membrane-bounded organelle
Molecular function (GO): nucleotide binding; P-type calcium transporter activity
Source: RefSeq, a predicted model, not a curated record